Ceutorhynchus assimilis (cabbage seed weevil) is the source of this 192-nucleotide messenger RNA. NCBI's taxonomy places the organism in Eukaryota, Metazoa, Arthropoda, Insecta, Coleoptera, Curculionidae. The record is from the annotation of a GenBank genome assembly.
CUAAUCGCCAUAUUUGUUUAUGAAAACGUAAAUGUGCGUCCUCUCUAGAAAAAAAAUAAUAGUUAAAAUCACAUUUUUACCAUAUUCUGUCUGUGAGAUUUUUACCCAUCCAGGAAAGAAUAAGGAUGUCUGACCAGGAAAGUACAGAAGCUGUACCCGCCGGAGGCCCCUUAAAGGAUCCAAACAAGUCAU